Coffea eugenioides is the source of this 1571-nucleotide messenger RNA. RefSeq names its product basic leucine zipper 23-like. The record is from RefSeq and is a predicted model, not a curated record. Gene Ontology annotation, biological process: DNA-templated transcription; regulation of transcription by RNA polymerase II. Gene Ontology annotation, molecular function: RNA polymerase II cis-regulatory region sequence-specific DNA binding; DNA-binding transcription factor activity, RNA polymerase II-specific. The transcript has 2 exons. Bases 294 to 1091 code for a protein of 265 amino acids. NCBI's taxonomy places the organism in Eukaryota, Viridiplantae, Streptophyta, Magnoliopsida, Gentianales, Rubiaceae.
UUUUCUUAUUCUACCUGGAUCACCAUAGAUAGAUGAUGCCCUUUUCUGUUACUCUCUCAGCUUGUCCGACCUGACUUCAGAUUCUCUUUACCACUUCCUUCAAAAGAUUUUUUAGUAUAGAAUCUUGACUUUAUCCUUGCCUCUGGGGUUGCUGUCAAGAAUUUCCAUCUGGGCUUUGCCUUUCUUGUUAGAUAACUGAUGCUUGCUUUUCUUCAUUGAUAAAGGGUUAUUUCCUAAUUAGAGCUUUUUUCAGGUUGCCCUGCAGUUUUUGUUUGUUGAGGAAAUAAGAUAGGAUGGAUGAUAGAGAGGUAGAGCUAUCACACCCUGUCUUGGUUCCUAAUUCUGAUUCAUCUAGCAGUGUUCAAGCAUCAAUCUCUGUGGAUUCAUUUCUUGAUGAGUUGUUAAGAAAUGCCCAAACAUGUACUCACACACAUACUUGCAACCCUCCUGGCCCUGAUGCUGCACAUACUCACACAUGUUACCAUACUCAUACCCAAGUCAUUCCAUCUGAAAGAGUAGAAAAUCCUAGUGAGAAAGUAGAUGGUCCUUGUGAUAGUAGAAAGUCAACAUCAAAGACUAGGAGGUCUUCUGGAAAUAGAGAAGCUGUUAGGAAAUAUAGGGAGAAGAAAAAGGCACAAACAGCUUACUUGGAAGAGGAAGCUAAGAAACUGAGACUGGUAAACCAGCAGUUGAUUAGGAAAGUGCAAAGGCAAGCUAUUCUUGAAGCAGAAAUCUUGAGGCUUAGAAGCCUUUUGCUCGAUGUUAGAGGGAAGAUUGAUACCGAAUUGGGGGCUUAUCCCUUACAAAAGCAGUGUACUUCAAGCACUAAAGUUAAAGAAGGGGAUUCUGGGAUGCAAUUUUCUGGUCUGGCAAUGGAGCUUCAGUGUGAGAAUGAUUUAACUUGCUUCCAUCCUCACGGGGAUUCAUCCAUAGAGGAUGGUGGUUUUGGUGGAUGUGAUAAAAUGGGAGCUUCAUCUUGGGAAGGAAACUGCCAGUCUGCAACUGUUGCUUGUAAAGCUAAUGGACCUGCAGAAAGAAAUGGUAUGGACUCCGUGGAAACAAGGCUUUCAUCUGCAUCUCAAGCAGAGUAAUCAAGAGCCAAGGCAAGAUCUCAAUUAUGACCUUCCCGAUUGUCAAGUCUUAUAGAACUUCUGCUUCAGUUAAAUUUAUGGCAGAACUAUGCUUGGUUGGCUGGGGUAAUACACAUCUGAAGUACUGAAUAUUCUGAGAAUAUAGUCAUAAAUCAGGUUAACACUCUGUUCUAUAGAGAAGUAUGAACCUGUAGAUAUUUUUGUACUCGAAAGGGAAAAAAAAAUGUCGUCUAUAGUAUAUGGUAUCCUCCACGUAUGAGAGCACUGAUUGAUGUACAUAAAUAUCUAUUUCAGUAGUGCGGUUUUCAACAUUUUGGUGGUUGUAUAAUAGCACCCCUGAGUAGCUCUCUAUGUGGUGGGAUUUCUGGUAGAUACCAGAAUACUUAAUGGAUGUUAUCUUUUCUCUACGUUGGUGUAAUUGUGAUUUGAUUGUAUUAUGCAAAGAUUCUUUGAUUAGGCAUUUAGACACCGAUUGAAAUA